UGAAAAUCCCCCCAGCUCUCUAAAAUGUCUAACAAGACAUUUAACUUGUCCACUGAAAAUUUUGAGAAUUCAAUUCCUUCGCUCUGCAGGAAUUUUGUGCUUUCCCCCGAGAGUUAUGCGUCAGUAUCACCUGACUCCUACAGAAGAAAUGCAAACCUGAUGGACAGAGGAGCCAGCAGCUCACACGAUGACAAGAAGCGGUGCCUUGAUCAAUGUUCCUCUACGUUUAACACCAACAAUACCUCUUUAGCUAAGAGUGAUCUGUUUCAUGCUGUAACCUCAAACAUGAACCAAGCUUUCAUUUCCACACCUAUAAAUGGCAGCAAUGAUCUCUGGAAUGAAGGCAAGACUAGCAUCAGUGAUGAAAAGACUAAAUCAAAUAUGUAUCAGACAUAUAAUAGCCAAACGGUUUCUAAAUAUAAAAGUGAAACGACGUCUCCAGAGUUAGCUGAGAAGGAUGGCCAAUUGAGUGCAUCUGGGGCUUCCAGUAGAGAAUCCAUUGAGAGCGACAGCUCUUCCCUGAGCUCUGAGGAAAUGGUAAUGAGGAGUAACAGUUUCUGUCUGGAAGAAAAGUCGGUCAUAGUUAUGUCUUCGCUAGAGGAAUCAUCCAUCGCUUCAUCUCCAAGUCACCUAUCAUUGCCUGCUGAAUCCAACUUUCUGACGACAACCAUCAUUAAAGAAGUUUGUGAUGUAUCCACAGAAAGCGUGACUGGGGAGAAAGUGGGCCAUCCUUUGCUUGGUAUCACUUUCACUCAGGCUGACAAAAUGGAACAUCUCACUGAAGAAAAUGAUCCAGCAACACCCAGCACUUCUGUGGCUCUACCAAAUGAAAAUGAAGGUCUUUUCACAACUUUUAUCUGUGAAACCCCUUCAGAUCUGAUAAAGUCUGCUAGUGUUGAUGCAGAACAGUUGCCACAUUUUUUUGCAGCAUAUACACCAGAACAAUUCAUGACCUGUGUGUCCACUAAGCCAGCUAUGCAAGACAACGAUGACAUUCAUACUUCCACUCCAGUACAAAACAUUGGGAACAAGAUGCCAAGCCCCCCCUCCUUAUCCCCCUGUACUGAAAAUGCAUGCAGUCCAGGAAUCCAGCAGUUAGAAAGGAAGAACAUUUUCGACACUCCUAAACAGCUUCCAGUCCCAGGACUCUCACCUUUAAUCACCAAAAGCAGGAAAAUGGAACUUCAUAAGUUCCCCAAAACAGACUUUAGUAAUGUAAAAUGUAAAGUUGCAACUAAAGCUCCACGCCAGGUGGCAGUGCCAGCCCCUGCUUUAGUGCACAAACAAGUGCGAGAUGGUGCAUCCAAACUUUAUGAAUCAAGUAGAAAAACUGCCAAGAUGACUCCUUCCAAAGUAAUGAGUAGCUCUGCACAUGUGUCUGUAACUUCUAAAAUGUUAAAUGACAGACAAACUAAUACAAGUACUGUGCAGGAAGCCCAGCUCUGA
Cololabis saira (Pacific saury) is the source of this 1446-nucleotide messenger RNA. RefSeq lists its product as uncharacterized. Bases 25 to 1446 code for a protein of 473 amino acids. NCBI's taxonomy places the organism in Eukaryota, Metazoa, Chordata, Actinopteri, Beloniformes, Belonidae. The record is from RefSeq and is a predicted model, not a curated record. The transcript has 2 exons.